Molecule: messenger RNA, 282 nt
Organism: Peronospora matthiolae
Lineage: Eukaryota; Oomycota; Peronosporomycetes; Peronosporales; Peronosporaceae
Source: the annotation of a GenBank genome assembly
AUGACACGAGUGGAUGGAGGAGGCUGUGGUGGUGGACAGGUGAGCAUGGCAAACCCCGUGGGUGUUUGUUUGCGUGAUUUUUCGGAGAAGUGUGCGCGCGUGUGCGAAGCCCGUCUAGCUCAGUCGGUAGAGCGCAAGACUCUUAAUCUUGUGGUCGUGGGUUCGAGCCCCACGGUGGGCGAUACCAAUGAUAUGAUCGAAACGGAUGCAGUCCCGAUCUCUUUAGAGCCGCACUUUUUCUGUCUCUUCGUUACAGUGGUUUAUCAGCUGGAUUGGCUCUAG